This is a messenger RNA of Didymodactylos carnosus, 893 nucleotides long. The record is from the annotation of a GenBank genome assembly. Lineage: Eukaryota; Metazoa; Rotifera; Eurotatoria; Philodinida; Philodinidae.
AUGGCAGGACCCUCGACCUGGGGGAAGAACAUUGAUGGUCGUCCUUCACUCCUCUGGCAGGAAGAAGAAACAAAUUUGAAUAAUCAUGAUCAAACAGAAGAUGAAAUCAUAUUAAAUGCUCUAUUAUCUUUACCAGAUUUGAAGACGAGAGCCGCUAAUUUACAAACGUUGGCGCACAGUUUGUUUGCUGUGAAAUCCCCAAAAUCUCAAGCUAAUUAUCGUCGGAAUAGAAAACGUUUUAUUUCUGUUGGUGCUAUUGUCAUCGGUUUAGUCAUUGUUAUCGCUAGAGGACUAUACAUAAUAUACGUCUAGAUAGGAAACUUUCACUUAUUCUUAUCUUCUUAAUAAAAUUCAAAAUACUGUAAUUUCAUGAAGUGUUCUGCGCUAAUAGAAGACAUUUAACUGUGCCACAGGAAAAAUUUAUGCUUUUUAACGGAGUUAUGAAUUAGGCAAGGCUCUGGACCGGGAAAAUAGAAAAAUUCUUAACUUUUGAAAGAAGAACCAACCAUACAUCCAAAUCCUUUUGGGGUUUCCACUAGAACACUAUAUAGUAUCCAUCGGCAAAAGGUUGUUGAAAUCGGAGUUGGCCAGUUGGCGACGGUCCCCUGUAUGUGAGACUUGGCCUGCUAACUUCUGAUUACCAGUUGUUGAAAAAUCGCUCGACAUAAAAGAUUAAAACCAACAUGCCGCAACAUCGUCUAGCUGUAAUAUUCAAAAGAACCUCUAAUCUUCUCGCUAACCCAAUCCUUUAGAACGUAGUUGUCGUACGACCCGUAUAAUCAUUAUUAUAGUGUUGGUCACUCCUCGAAAAAUACCAGUCAAAGACAGAAUGCAUAUGCCAUCAUCAUCCUUUAAUACGGACAUAUUCCCUUAAACUCUUCAGUUAUUCUCAU